Oryctolagus cuniculus (rabbit) is the source of this 2117-nucleotide messenger RNA. Lineage: Eukaryota; Metazoa; Chordata; Mammalia; Lagomorpha; Leporidae. The record is from RefSeq and is a predicted model, not a curated record.
CUUCCGGCCGCGCCGUCCUGGGGUGCGCGGUGAGGUCCUCCCGGUACCUGGAGCGGCUCGGAUUCCCCGUGCAUUUGCAGAUUGCCCAGAUCCCACGUGGGAUACCUAUGGGACAUGAAAGAUGCUCCUUAAACUUAAAAAAACAAAGGCCAGUAACAGAGGGUUUAACGUGUGGCCUAACAACCAGAAUCCCAGAGGAACCAACAUUCCUGCUACCCACAGCCUCAUCGUUAGUCUGUCUCUGGAGCCUGUACGAUGACCAAGGUGGUAGGCAUGGCCACAGUUCUGGGCCCCAGGCCUUCAAGGGAGCUGGUAGGGCCUGUGACUGUGAAAUUCGAGGAGGAGGAAGAGAGAGGGAAGCGCCUUCCUAGCGUGGAGAUAUUCCGUCAGCGUUUUAGACAGUUUGGGUACCAUGACACCCCUGGACCCCGAGAGGCCCUGAGUCAACUCCGUGUGCUCUGCUGUGAGUGGCUGAGGCCUGAGAUCCACACCAAGGAGCAGAUCCUGGAGCUGCUGGUACUGGAGCAGUUCCUGACCAUCCUGCCCCGAGAACUCCAGGCCUGGGUGCAGGAGCACUGCCCGGAGAGCGCUGAAGAGGCCGUCUCUCUCCUGGAAGAUCUGGAGCAGGAGCUGGAUGAGCCAGAACUACAGGUUUCAACUUCCUCAAAACAACAGAAAAAGAAGCCACCUUCAGGAGCAGCAAAGGAGUCACUAAACAGUGGGGAGCUCCAGCCUGUGGAGAGCAGUGACAAGUACGAGUCUUGGGGGCCCCUGUACAUCCAAGAGACCGGUGAGGAGCAGGAAUUCACUCCGGAUCCAAGAAAGAUUCAAGAUUAUAAAUCGAAUAUCCACAAUGAGGAAUCAACAGAUGAGCAGAAAACUUCUGAAGAAGAAUGUCAUGCAGAUGGACUCCAAAGGGAUAUUAUUCCUGUGAUUAUUGCCAGUAAGCAUGAAGCCAGGUUAGAAAGGCAGUGGGUAAACCCUGGGAAGGAAAGAGGAUCAAAAGCCUCUCUUCAAGACACAGGCUUGAAGAAAUCAGAAUCAGUUCCUACCAAACCUACCCCAGGAGAGAGACGUUACAUAUGUGCCGAGUGUGGAAAAGCCUUUAGUAAUAGCUCGAAUCUCACUAAACACCGAAGAACACACACUGGGGAGAAACCCUAUGUAUGCACCAAGUGUGGGAAAGCUUUCAGCCACAGCUCCAACCUCACCCUUCAUUACAGAACACACCUGGUGGACCGGCCCUAUGACUGUAAGUGUGGCAAAGCCUUCGGGCAGAGCUCAGACCUCCUCAAGCAUCAGAGAGUGCACACUGAAGAGGCGCCGUAUCAGUGCAAAGAUUGCGGGAAGGCUUUCAGUGGGAAAGGCAGCCUCAUCCGACACUAUCGAAUCCACACUGGGGAGAAGCCGUAUCAGUGUAAUGAGUGUGGGAAGAGCUUUAGUCAGCACGCAGGUCUCAGUUCGCAUCAGCGACUGCACACUGGAGAGAAGCCAUACAAAUGUAAGGAGUGUGGGAAAGCCUUCAACCACAGCUCAAAUUUCAAUAAGCAUCACAGAAUCCACACUGGGGAAAAGCCCUAUUGGUGUAGUCUUUGUGGGAAAACCUUCUGUAGCAAGUCAAAUCUUUCCAAACACCAGAGAGUCCACACGACAGAGGGAGAAGGCUCCUAACUGCCAAGUACACAUUGCUAUUGUGUUCUUCUGUUUAUAUGUUCCUGUUUAUGUUUUUUUUUUUAAACCUUUAGAAUGUGAAUGCUAGGGAGAAGCUCUGUAAUGCAGUGUCAGCCCUGGUGAUAGAUUCGCUUCACUUGACCUCACAAGAUGCCCAAAGAGGGAGCUGUGCAGUCGGCAGGAGGUCCUUUUGCGUCUGUGGGGUCCUCACCGGCCAGCUCGCAGCAGAUUUCCCUUCCCCACACUUCCAGGCCCGAAUAAACUAGGCUGGCAUUGCCUUCUGCAUAGUUAAACUGAUGUGUAUCCAGUGUAAUUAAGAAAGGAACAGUAAAACUUUUAACUGUUUUUAACAUAUUCAAGGAUUAAAAUUUGUAAAAAAAAAAAAAAAAAAAUUAGCCUCAUUGAACACAGUUUAAUUGGAUUCAGAAUAAAGUUAAAACAUGUAA